Molecule: messenger RNA, 4479 nt
Organism: Aptenodytes forsteri (emperor penguin)
Lineage: Eukaryota; Metazoa; Chordata; Aves; Sphenisciformes; Spheniscidae
Gene: CEP164
Product: centrosomal protein 164
Exons: 30
Coding region: 8-4228 (1406 amino acids)
Molecular function (GO): protein binding
Source: RefSeq, a predicted model, not a curated record
GGGAGCCAUGGCAGGAGCUAUGGUGCGCAUUGGUGACCAGCUCAUCCUGGAAGAAAAUUACGAUGAGACGUACAUUCCCAGCGAGCAAGAAAUCCAGGAUUUUGCACGGGAGAUCGGGAUUGACCCUGAGAAGGAGCCAGAGCUGAUAUGGCUGGCCAGGGAAGGCAUCGUGGCCCCGUUACCGCCCGAGUGGAAGCCCUGCCAGGACAUCACUGGUGAUAUCUACUACUUCAACUUUGCUAACGGCCAGUCCACGUGGGACCACCCCUGUGAUGAUCACUACAGAGAGCUUGUCGUUCAGGAGCGAGAGAAGCUGCUGGCGCGUGGCGGCUUGAAAAAAAAAGAUAAGAAGAAGAAGAAAGAAAAGAAAGAGAAGAAAGACAAGAAGGAGAAGCAGUCACUGAAGCGACCCACCCCCUCAGGCACCCUGCUAGCACCCGUCCAGGCGCCCCUGGGGAACCUCGCCCCGCUGCGUGGCCUUGCGGCGUCUCCGGCCGGCAUCCUUCGCGGGUCGCUGCACUCGGACGUGGGGAGCUCGCUGGACUCCAGCCUCGCGGCCAAAGGAGGAGCGCAGCCUGCAGAGACCUGUAAGCCCCCCAGCCAGACCAAGAAGUUGCUGGGCUUGGUCUGCGAAGAGAAGAGUUCCUUGAACACAGCGGCCCUAGGUGAAGGGAGAAACGAAGAGGAAGAAAGCGGGAGUGAGAGUCUCCGUGGGGCAGCACGACUGUUGAAAAACCUGCACGUGGAUGUCAGCGCCCUGGGAGGCAGCUUUGACUCUGAGGAGGACAGCAAAGCAGAGGAGGAAAACCGCGGCAGCCGGUUAGCUGAUGUCGCUGAAGCUGAUCUCCAGCACCGAAGGAGUCCUGCGGAGGAAGCUGGCAGCCUGAGAGAGGAGUCUUUAAAAUCAAGACACGCUGAAGAAGGGCGAGAGUCUUCCUUGGAUUCUGACGCUGCGUGCCCUCCGACUCCAGUUCCAGUCCUUCCCGGAGAUGCUGACAGUAGCCUGUCUGGCCAGAACAAGGAGGAGUCCGAUGGGAAACUCGCUGGGAAUGAAAUACUGGGCAAGGGAGAUGCUGAGGUGGAAGGUGACAUCUCCGCAGCUGAUGAGCUGCCACGGUCUCCGGGGGAGAGGAGCGCAGCAGGGACAGAGGUGCCCGGCGGUCCUGGGCAACCUCGAGUUGCGUCUCCAGCUGCUGAAGCUGCUGAGGCAGAUCAGCUGGCGAGCCUGGCUGCCACUGUCGACACCGUGUCUGUUGAUGAAAAGAUAGUGAACGAAAUGAGGGAAGAAGCGGCAGCUGAUCUGAAAACAGACAGCAGGCUGGAUGCUGGCAAACUUUCGAAGGCAUCCGAGACCAGCGACUGCGCGGAGGACUUGCAAGUUUCUAACCGCUCGGACCGUGAGCUGAUUCAGCCUAUGGACUUGGGUUUCCAGAGUCGGCUUUCUGAGCAGGUCCUGGACGCGGGGGUUCUGUCUCCUGUUCUGGACGGCCCCACGUGCAAGGCCCAGGAGCUGGGAGAAGAGGAAAAAGACCAAAGCAAAGCCAGUAUAGAGGAAGAGCAAAGCAAAAGAACAAAAGCUGCUGAGAGGCAACCUGAGAAGGAGAUCAAGCAUGAGCAGUCCUUGAACCAGCCUAGCGAAGAAUCCCUGGAGGGAGUAGCCAAGGAGCUGGAGCUGGAGCUCGAGCAAGAGAAAAUGCAUUUAUUGCAAGCGAAGAAGGAGAAAGUUCAGCAAUUCCAGGAGGAGAUGAGGCAGCAGGAGGAGGAGGAAGCUCAGAAGCUUCAUCAGCAAAAAGAAAAAUCCCUCAGGGCUCUGAAAGAAGAUUUGGCAAAGGUUUCUGAGGAGGAAGAGUUGCGUGCCAGAAAGGAAGAAACUGAGAGACUCUCAAAGCUGCGAGCCAAAAUCACCUCGGAGACCGAGGCGGAGGAGGAGAAGAUAAGGGCAGAGCAGGAGGUCGCGCUGCAGAAACUAAGAGAAGAGUGGGAAUCCCUGCAGGCAGUGGAGAAGGAGAGCCUGGAGAGGAAGCAGCAGCUUGUUUUGGAGAAAAUGAAGCUGGAAAUGGAGGAAGCUCAGCAGAAGGAGAUGAUCGGGCUGGAACGAGAGAAGGAACAAUUCCUGAGUGAGCUCAAGGAGAGAUUAGACAGGGAAAAGAAGAAGGCAGUAGAAGAGCUGGAGAAACAGUGUGCAAAUGAACUCCAGCAGCUGAAAGCUGCAGCAGAAGAGAAGCAUCGUAAGGUCAUUUCCAGCCUGCAAACCCAGAUAGCAGAGGCACAGAGGAGCGAGGAGGCUCGGCUGCGUGACGACUUGCAGAGAGCAGAGCAGAAAGUGCAGCAAAAAGCAUGUCGAGUAACAGAAUACGAAUACGAGCUCAGCGAGCUUAUGAGAGAGAAACGCCAGGAAGUGGAAAAAGACCAUGAGAGAAAAAUGGAGAGGAUGAAAGAGGAGCACCGGCAGGUCCUAGCACGGAUUCGGGAUCAGUAUGAGGAGGAGGAGAGAAAGCAAAGAGCAGAGCUGUUUGAAGGCCUGCAAAGUGAGAUGGUGCGCCUCCGACAGCUUCAUGAAGCGGAGGCGAAAGCUCUGCAGGCAGAGCUGGAUGAGCGGCUUGCUGCAUUGCAGCGCAGGCACAGGGAGAAGGAAAGAAAACUCCAGGAUUCGGAAAACGAGCUUGAAAUGCGCACGAAGAAUGUCAAAGCCAGAUCGGUGCAGCUCCUUAGCCAGGAGGAGUCUCUGAGAAAGAAAAGGCAGCAGCUGCUGGAUGAAGACAGACGGACUGAGCUAGAAAGAGAUGAAGCUGCUGUCGCUGCUCAGCUCCGCCUAGAGGAGAACAGGAAGGAGCACGCCAGCCUCCUUGAGUCCAUCCGGCAACUGCGUAGGUCUCUUGAAGAGCUGCAGGACCAGAAAGCUGAGCUGGAGGCCCAGGUGGACUUGCUGCAGACCCGAAGCCAGAGGCUGCAGAAACGCAUCAGUGAGCUGGAGGCAGCCGUCAGGAGCAAACAGGAGACUUUGAAAGAACUGGAGGCAGAAGAAAGUGUGGAAUCUCCAAGAAGGAAAGCUGAGCUCCGUGUUGAAGACCUGAGAGAAGCUGCUCAAGCUCACUCGUCCAGAGAGCCUGCUUCCCCGCCCUCUCAAAGCCAUGAGGACAGCAACUUCCAAUUUGAUCACGUCAGGAGCUACAUCUCUGCAGAAGGGAUCUCCAUCAGGAAUGCCAAGGAGUUCCUGGUGCGCCAGACCCGCUCCAUGAGGAAGAGGCACACGGCACUGAAAGCUGCAAAGCAGCAGUGGCGCCAAGAUAUGCAGAAGGCACAGGAGGUGGUGCAGGAUCCUGACAGCUCCCAGCUCCUGGAGGGCGUGCGCAAGAACCUGGAAGAGGAAGCAAAGCAGUUGGACAAGAUGAAGUCGGCUAUGCGGAAAGGACAGGUGCUGCUGAAGAAGAAAGAAGAGAAACUGAGCCAGCUGGAGUCCUCGCUGCUGGAGGAGCUUUCGGACGAAGAUACGCUGAAGAGCGCUGCGUGCAAGAAGAUGGUGACUUUUGAUCUCAGCAGCUCUGAGGACACGAACAGCACAUCCAGUGUAAAUCUACGUCAGCCUAAAUUUGAUUUGAGAACCGAUUUACAGCCUCCCCCCCAGCUGGACAAGAUCCAGUACUUGACAGACUCUCUGCAGCGCAUCACUAGUGAACUGAACGGGGUCCUCGGCGUCUUGGGCUCCCUGAACAAUCGCCAGUCUCCACUCUUCGCCUCGACGCCCUGCGACGGCGUCCCUCUGUCUACAUAUGCCUCCUUGGCGGGCCUUCAGGCAGGUGGCUCCCUGGUGCCCCCCGCCGGGGUGUCUCUGGUAGACCAGUGGGCCUGGAGCACUGGGCUGAGCUCUAGUCGCUCUUUCGUAGCUGGACAGUCAGUGGACAGCAUCCUGGCAGAGAAAUGGCGCGAGUAUUUCCCAGGUGGGUUCCCGUCGCUCGGUGGAAGCUCCAAGCCUCUGGGCAACGAGCUGGGAUACGUACCUGCAGAUGAGCAAAUACGGCUGUUCCAGCACUCCCAGUUCCAGAGCCGUGAGUCAGGCAAGAGGAGUAUUCAAGGAAUGAUUGAGACCAACAAGAAAUGGCUAGAAGACUUCAAGAGGGAUUCAAAAGCAUCUCUCUUCCCAGGUGCACAGAAGCCCCCUGCCAGCAGCCCCAGCCUACUUCAGCUAGGGCUGGAUGAAAACAGACAAAUUAAAGUGUACCACUACUAACAGGCGGGACUUGGCUCGGGAGAGACGGUGGCUGGGGCCCGUGCGGUCUCCCUAACGAGAUACGGUGGGUUUCAGCGAUGCCCAGCCAUCUCCGCCGUGUCCUUGUGCUGCGCCCUUGAAACAAAGUCUCCUUGCCAGAGAGCGGAGGAAGGAGGAAGUGAGCUUCCCAGGUGGAUUCUUCUAAUCCUGUAAUGUGUCCAAAUAUACUUUAUAGACUGUUUAAUCCAGUGGUGAAAUAUCAGGGCUUCAAU